UAGGGAGGAUGUUGGUGGCUGCCAGGUCCCUUCUCCGGUGCCGCUCUCUCUCCUCUCUUUCAGUUUCCAGACAUCUACACACCACUCCCUCCCAAUCUGAACAGGGUGGUAGUCUCACUUCUUAUCAGCAACUCAAGAAAUCUUUCUGGCCAGCAGAUCGGCCACACAUCCGGAGAAAAGUAGUGGCUGUUGGGGGUCUGAUUGUUGCUUCAAAGUUAGCUAACACUAGUGUACCGCUGAUCUUCAGAGAGAUUAUAGACUAUUUUAACGUUCCGUUAGAUGUGGAGCAUAUUCCCCAACUGGUAAUAUUAUCCGGAACAACUGUAGCCUCGUGGGUCCUUAUCUACGGAGCCAUGCGAGCUUUAUCUCCAAGUCUGAACGAGUAUAAAAACGCAGUAUUCUCCGUGGUAGCACAGAGUAACAUCAGGACAGUAUCUCAGCGCACAUACGACCACCUGCUUGAUCUGGACCUCUCAUUUCAUCAGAACAGGAAAACAGGACAACUCUCUCGUGUGAUAGACCGUGGCACGCGGGGCGCUGACAGUAUUCUGCGCGCACUGGUAGUGAACGUAGUACCUACGGUUCUGGAGCUGUGUCUGGUGCUAGGAGUGUUGUGGGCUAGUGUGGGGUUUGAAUACACUGCUAUCUGCUGUCUCACCACUGCCUCUUACAUCGCCUUUACCUACAGUGUCACGGUGUGGAGAACACAAUUCAGGAAAAUGAUGAACAAAGCUGAUAACGAGAUCGGCUUCAAAUCAUUCGAUACUUUGAUAAAUUACGAGACAGUGAAGUAUUUCAACAACGAGAAGUACGAAGGAGAUAACUACAGUAAACUGCUAGCGAAGUUCGAGCAAGGCUCUCUCAAGACACAAAGCUCACUAUCCCUGCUGAACAGUGGACAACAAAUCAUCAUAACCCUCGGAAUAACAGCGAGCAUGUACCUGGCUGUCAACCAGAUAUUAUCCGGUAACAUGUCUGUAGGUGACCUGGUCAUGAUCAACCUGCUCCUGAUCCAGGUGGCUCAACCUCUAAACUUCCUGGGCAGCAUCUACAGGGAUAUCCAGCAGUCUCACACUGAUAUGAGAAAGUUGAACGAGCUGCUGUCUAAUAGUCCAGGUAUGCAGGAUAGUCCUGAUGCUGUGGCGGCUGCUGAACCUUGCAAGGGAGAUAUCGUGUUUGAUAAUAUAUCGUUCGGCUACACUCCUGGUAAAAUGAUAUUAAAGGAUCUGAGCUUUACUGUACCUAGUGGAAAGACUGUUGCCAUUGUUGGGGGAUCUGGUUCGGGCAAGUCUACUAUUGUGAGGCUGCUGUAUCGUUUCUACGAUCCUAACUCUGGAGAUAUCAAUAUCGGGGGAGUGUCCCUGAAAUCUCUGCAGCUUGAAGAUUACCGGAGAAAUGUGGGUGUGGUCCCCCAGGAUUGUGUUCUCUUUAAUGACAAUAUCAGAUACAAUAUCCAGUACGGUGACACGAGCGCCUCUGAAGAGGACAUUGUCAAGGCUGCUAAACUAGCGGAUAUUCACCAUGCUAUUGGGACAUUCCCAGAGGGGUAUAACACAUUGGUGGGCGAGCGUGGGCAGAUGUUAUCCGGGGGAGAGAAGCAGAGGAUUGCACUUGCGCGCGCUGUGCUGAAAAAUGCACCAAUACUGCUGUACGACGAAGCAACCUCCUCCUUGGACAGUCUGACAGAGCACAAUAUCUUAGAGUCCCUUCACACCGUAUCUGCCGGUAAAACUAGUAUUUUCAUUGCUCACAGACUCAGCACAAUAAUGGACGCUGAUCAGAUUUUGGUGUUGCAGGACGGCGCUAUUGCGGAGCGCGGCACUCACAAACAACUUCUCAACAAUCCUGAGUCAAUGUACUCUGAGAUGUGGAAUCAACAAAUGGCUAAUGAUCAAUAGCAUAAUUUAUUUGAUGUUUCUUUUAGGUUUGAUUUUGGUAGAAAUUUAUUAUCGAAUGAAAAGUUGUGGUAAUUUUUGUGGGACCACUUACCAAGAUAAAUGAAAGCUGAUGUAUUAAAAUGAGUGACAAUUUUCUUUGUCGCACUAAAACGCAGCUAGUUUUAAAACUAUUUAUGAAGCAUUUUUGUAGAGCUCGGUCGCAUAUUUUAAAACGAUACGGAUACUGGAUAGCCGCUCAUGAAAUUUUCUUGGAGCUCGGCCAGAUUUUUAUCACACUGUUGCAGUAUUUAAGUUUAACUAGUGCAACGGGGAAUAAUGCAACAAGAUGUGCCCGUUAUGGAUAACUAUAAGUGGAAAUAUUUACUCGACCCGACUUAUUUGACUGUUAUACAGUUUCAAGUUAUUUUCAUAUGGACUUUCCCAUAAAA
Bolinopsis microptera is the source of this 2326-nucleotide messenger RNA. Its product is annotated as iron-sulfur clusters transporter ABCB7, mitochondrial-like. Gene Ontology annotation, molecular function: ATP hydrolysis activity; ATP binding; ABC-type transporter activity. The record is from RefSeq and is a predicted model, not a curated record. Gene Ontology annotation, cellular component: mitochondrial inner membrane. Gene Ontology annotation, biological process: intracellular iron ion homeostasis; transmembrane transport. Lineage: Eukaryota; Metazoa; Ctenophora; Tentaculata; Lobata; Bolinopsidae. Bases 9 to 1898 code for a protein of 629 amino acids. The transcript has a single exon.